Messenger RNA from Bolinopsis microptera, 2220 nucleotides. RefSeq lists its product as uncharacterized. The record is from RefSeq and is a predicted model, not a curated record. The transcript is spliced from 5 exons. Bases 81 to 1637 code for a protein of 518 amino acids. Lineage: Eukaryota; Metazoa; Ctenophora; Tentaculata; Lobata; Bolinopsidae.
CAUAUCUUUUUUUCUGAAACCUUGCUAAAAACUGCAAGUUUUCUACUCUAUUUGCAAGCUGAAAUUGUUCACAUCGAAGGAUGUCCGACUCAGAUCUUUUCGCGCGACUGGAAUCUGCGGAUGGAGAUUCACCCUCGAACUCGCAAGAAGGAGAUGAGUCGCGAUCGAUUCCAGACAGCGGCAUCUCAAUUAAUGAAAAACCACAGCUUUAUAAACAGCUUUAUGAUGAAGAUGCGGACGUUAAACUGGACCGUGGCACGAAAGGAGGCAAGCGUCAAGUAUAUGAUAGUAAUGGGUGCAUCAUUGGAUCCAAACUUCCAAAACGAUAUCGAAUGAUGAUGUUGAUGUUCGCUUGUCUUGGAAAUUUCGUAGUCAUCAUCUCCAGGCUUUAUCCAUCAGGGUUCUACCUGGAUUUCAUCUUGACAGAGGAUUUGAGCACCACGCUAGGAACAAUAUCUAUAUCAAUCAUGUUAGUUACAUCUGCAAUGAGCCCUCUCGUCAACUAUUGUCUUCCAAAAUCCAUCAAAAAAUCCUCUCUGUCCAUUCGGUGCCUUGUCCUGUGCUUUGUCAACGCUCUCUGUAUAGCUCUGAUGUCCUUGGUGGAUGUAACCUUACAGCAUGAUCCUACUGGAAAUACAGCCUUCGCGACUAUAUUUGUCCUAAGAGGAGUCCAGGGCAUCGUUGUUGGCUUGCUUUACAUUUUAGUCCAGGGUGAAAUUGUGGAUUUAUACUUCAAGGACGACAACAUGCCAAUCAUACUGAUUAGCGCUUUCCUACAAAUCGGAGCUAUUCUCUCUGCCAUCCUCAGUGCUGAGCUCUUCGUCUAUGGAGGUUGGGUCUUUGUCGGUCUGGUCAUAGCUUGCUUCAACUUUUUCCCCGUGAUGCUUCUGCCAGCCGUGAGAACAGUGCACAAUGAUACAAAUAUCAAAAAAAAUCACGGCCAAGGCGUUAAAAGGGAACUGUUAGCCCAAAAUUCGGUUGAAAGUUGUAUCAUCUCGGAGAGAAGCAAUCGAUUUGAAACGGUUACAAGUAGGACCCGGAAGGUGGCAUUCUACAUUCCAGAUUUGAUGGUGUUCUUCAACAAUCUGGUUUGUGACCUGAUUGCAUAUGCCCUUCCAGCCAGAAUCGUACUUUACAGUCAGAUCCCUUUGAGCACCGCAGUGCCUUUGUUUCAAACUGGAAACCUGUGCUCACUUUUCGCUGCUUUAACCUUUAGUUACUUAGCAAGUAGGAAUAAAAAGUUUGACGUUAUUGGAUUAAUGACAAUAGCAAAUAUCAUGUAUUAUUUCGGUUCAAUCGUGGCAUUUGCUUCUACAACGACUACUAUGCAGUUCUUAGAUUUCCCCUAUCAGUUGCUUAUAGGCUUAGUCUUUAUGGGGAUAGGUGAAGCAGGCCAUUUGAACCUCUGCAUCUUAAGCAAGUUUGCCCUCUACGAUAAGUGGAAUAUGAGAAAAACUGGCCUGGGUAAAAGAUCUACCAUAUUAAACAACGUGGCACUUAGCUUGUCUUCUGCCGCAGGAACUGCCAUAUCUGGAUACUCAUUAACCGAGGAAAGUGAAAUCCCUACUGUGUCAACUCUGAUAGGACUUGGUGUUUGCCUCACUGCCGUAUCUUUGUUCUGUAAGCAUGUGAAGUAGACUAUGGUGUCUAGUACAUUGAGUUGAGGCACCGGAGAAGUGAAAGAUGUGUUGAGUAAAGAUGAAUUUGACAGUACAGUCGAAGUCAGAAGAGAUAUGGAACUUUGAUGAGGUAUCAGAGAACGACGAAGAUGAAGCUGUCCACAAAAACAAUUAUCAGCAUUUUGGAUGUAGUAGUGUUUCUUUGCUGUUAACGUUUUGUUUCGAAUAUUAUAACUACUUCUUGUAACAAAAUGAUUCACGGAGUUUAAUUUGGAUUUCAUGAAAACUUAAAGUUCACGAAAAGCUUGAAUUACAUUAUAACCUUAAAAUUCUAACGCGAAAAUUCUAUUCUACCCAGAGUCUGCACAUGAGUGAUACAUAUUAAUUAAUUGUUAUUUGCUAAACUAAUAUAUCACACCAUUAGUAACUGAAACAAGAAUUUACCACACAGAUAUCCGCGAUCUUUAACCAAACAGAAAGGGAAGCAGCUUUGUCAAUCCUGGAUUUACGGUGAUUUCGAAAUCUCUCAACGCGCGUGCGGGCUUUCAGAUCAUGUGAUCUCUCUGACCAAAACUUUAUGAUAUCUGACCAAAUAAUAUGU